UAAACUGUGUAAUGCAGUUAACACAUGCACCUUUCGCUGUAAAUUCAGGCUAAAAAUUCGUAUCAGUUUUUCGGAAAAAGAAAUAUUAUGGUUGUCGCAAAUUUUUACGCAAAACUUGUUAUGCAGUUGGGCGUGAGGCUGCUUCUACUGUGGACACCAGUACAAGCAUCAGUUCAGUGUCGCUGCUUUCCCGGGGAUGCAUGUUGGCCUAGCGCUGACGAGUGGAGUGCGCUAAACGUCACUUUGGGCGGGAAACUUAUUGUGACUGUGCCAACAGCGCAUCCAUGCUACGUCGGACACGCCUCCGAAUGUCUCAGCAUCAAAGCCAGUUAUAAAAAAGAGGACUACUUAAGUAGUAAACCGGGCAGUAUGCACUACUUCAACUGGGAAGAACUGAACGAUCAGCAAUGCCCACUGGAACACGAAGCACUAUCUAACGCCACGUGUCAACAGGGGCGUGUCCCGGCCUUCGCCGUGGACGCCCACACUGUCGACCACAUCCGCGCCGCCCUCCAUUUUGCCACGCAACACAACCUGCGUGUGGUCGUUAAGAGUACCGGCCAUGAUUAUCUGGGACGGAGUACGGCUGCCGGCGCGCUGAUGAUCUGGAUGAGAAACUUCCAGGGAGACAUCCAGACGAAAGCGUCCUUUAUGCCGUACGGCUGUAACGAUACGGUUUCUCGCAGUCCUGGUGCGGUUAUUACGGUUCCCGCUGGCAAAGUGUGGAAAGAUGUCUAUGAAACGAUUGAACGGGAAUUCAACCAUACCCAAUGGAUGGUGGGCGGGCACUGUCCAUCCAUCAGCGCCGUGGGCGGGUUCACUCUCGGCGGCGGGCACAGCAUCCUGAGUCCGGCGUGGGGUUUGGCCGUGGAGAACAUGCUGGAAGCAACGGUGGUGACCGCGGAUGGUCAGCAUCUGACCGCCAACGCCUGCCACAACCCGGACUUGUUUUUCGCGUUACGCGGAGGUGGUGGUGGCACGUUCGGCGUCGUCACAUCGGUUACCUACGAGCUGCAUCCGGUGCCGCACGGAUUCUGGUCGUACUCGUUCGUUGUGGUCAAUGCCAAUCCAACCGGGACCUUAACAGCCAGUCAACUGGAAAUAAUAGUGGAGGAACUGGCGGCAUACACAUUCACGAUGAUGUCAUUAGGAUGGGGCGGUUAUUUGAUGUAUAAUCCGAAAUUCGGCGCGAGCUUUUUGUUUCUUAUACCGGCAUUGAAAGCUGAACACACGGCUGGCGGAGUGGUACAGUGGUUGAUUGACAGUUUGGAGGAAAAACAGGCAGCAGCGGAAUUCGUCGUGGAACCAUUCGGUAACGCUUCGUUCUUCCAGCGUUUCCCCAGCUUUAAAGCAUGGAAAGCCUGGACGGAUACGCUCGGGAUCCUGGAUGAUUUCGAUGCAUCCGGGUUCCGCAUGAGUCUCGGUUCGCGCCUGAUCCCCGACUACAUUUAUGAGCCACAAUAUGUGGCAAAGAAAGUCGUGCUGGGUGCUUUGAAAAACGGUCUGGAAAACGGUUUCACCCUGGCCAUAGCCAGAGGAUAUGCGUCGGGAGAGAGAGAUGACCUUAUAAUGGAGACCGCAGUGACGCCAGCGUGGCGGAGGGCGGAUUUCUUGGCUGGUCUCUCCAUUCGUUGGAACGCGACAGCCACUCCCGCCGAAAUCGCAGCCAAACAGGCGGCGCUCAACAGCGGACUGCAGGUGUGGCGCGACGCGUUCCCCCAUGCGGGAGUGUACCUGAAUGAAAUCGGGUUGGAUGAGCCAAACUGGCAGGAAGCCGCGUGGGGUGAGCAUUACCCGAAAUUGCUUAAAAUCAAGCAACGAGUGGACCCAAACGGAGUCUUUCUCUGUCGAAUGUGCGUCUGCAGUGAAGGAUGGGAUUUGUCGGGACUGCGGACCUGCCGGGUGCGCCCAAAUUCCUAAAUAACGUUGGCUAUAGGCUUUUUUUGGUUUUGAGUUGGGUCGACUGAGUUCAUCUAUGCCUCCCUUGUGUUUUUUGAAUUAAACUUGAUCUUAGUUUAAUCUCUGGGAAAAUCUUUACUGUCCGAAAGUUUGAUUGUUUGCACCGCAGUUCACUACUCGUAUCACAAAAAAACUGGUGAGGAGAG
Messenger RNA from Paramacrobiotus metropolitanus, 2105 nucleotides. RefSeq lists its product as uncharacterized. Gene Ontology annotation, molecular function: oxidoreductase activity; FAD binding. The transcript has 5 exons. The record is from RefSeq and is a predicted model, not a curated record. NCBI's taxonomy places the organism in Eukaryota, Metazoa, Tardigrada, Eutardigrada, Parachela, Macrobiotidae. Bases 88 to 1920 code for a protein of 610 amino acids.